UUCCUUUAGAGGUCUCUGCAAUGUUAAAUCGUGUGGGAAAAAAAACUGAAAUAAAUCAGGAAGAAAUGCAAUCGACAUUUCAGUGAAGCCAACAAAACAGUUUUCUCUCUGGACAUUGUGCAGCAACCUUUGGCUUCGAAACAGUAGAGAAUAUCCAGUCUCUGCAUUUGUUUGAUUUAGACAGAUCAAACCUUAAAUUUAUGCCUGAAAACGUUUCCUGAAUUAUUUUCCGCCUUUACAAUGCACACCAGUCCUUCCUCCUCUUUAUUGUUGUGCGUGUUGUGCAUUUGUCUUCAGCAGGGAAGAUGCGAAUACAUUUUAAAAAGAAGCUCUUUUAAAUCUACCAAGGUCAUCGGUUUCUCCUGGGAGAACUGCGGCCAAGCCAAAGACCCGGCGGUGAUGAAGAGUCUGGCGUUGUCGCCGGAUCCCAUUUCUAUUCCCGGGGACCUGAAAGCCAGCGCGGCGGGUUCGACAGCAGUAGCGCUUACCUCUCCGCUGGCCGUCAAUCUGACUGUGGAGAAAGAAGUAUAUGGGGUUUGGGUGAAGGUACCCUGUGUGGAAGAGAUUGGGAGCUGUGAUUACACUGACGUCUGUCAACUUUUGGACAAGGCGAUUCCCCCAGGCCAGGCCUGUCCAGAGCCCCUGCACACCUAUGGCAUUCCCUGCCACUGCCCUUUCAAGGCUGGAGACUAUACAUUGCCAGAGACUGACUUUUACUUGCCCAAUGUGGACCUUCCCUACUGGCUGACAAAUGGAAAUUACAGAGUUGAAGGCGUCCUGGGAAACAGUGGGCUGGAACUUGGCUGUCUGAAAGUGACGUUUUCUAUACACUCCAACUAAUGCUCAACGUGCUUUCACCGAUUGCCUCGAUCUGCAAUAUUAAUGGACCUGCAUGCUUUCUUUAAUCUUUACAAUUGCAGACAGAAGCUAACACAUGUUGCAUUGACCAAGCUAAGUAUUGCAAGCCAGUAAGAAUAACUGAAAUAACAGUUCAGUAACGCUUGUGGUCUUUGAGGGCUGAAGUCAUCCUUCAAAGUCUUAAGAAAGAAAGGGCGGCUCAGCAGAGAAAUUUGGUUCUGCUGCAGCUGUAAUUAAAUAUUUUGCAUCUUUGACAGGUCUGAUUGCCAAGAUUGUUAACAUAUGAAACUACAGAUGGUGGCUGACAAAUUUUCUUAAAUGAAAGUUUGAGCUUGAUUCUUCUUUCAAUACACUCUUUUCCCUUUAAAUGUUUAACUGAUCAUUUUUAAACGCUCAGGUGAAAUUUGAUUUUAAUAUUCUGCUUGGUUUACAUUUUCAAAGGUUGAAGUAUGAUAGAUAAAAAAAAUCUAAACAUUAACGGUACGUUCUGUAAAUAUUUCUGCAGUAGGCUGAGAAAGUGUUUGAGAAAUUAUAUAGCAUUUGGAAAGCAGAUCAUUUUAAAUUGUAAUGCUUUAUCUUUACAUUUAUACUAAUUCCAUAAACACAAAUAUUUGUAUCAUUUUUUGCAGUUUGUUUUGGUUGAAACCUUUAGCUUUUGUUUGUUGCCAAAUGUGGCCUUCACUGGACAGACAUCCAUUUAAAAUGGAGCUCAAAUACUUGAAGGCUGUUUCGGAAAUAAUCUGAAUAAUAUACUUAUAGGAUUAAUUUAAAACGCAGAUCACAGUUAUGGGGGACUGUUGUUUUAAAUGCAGCAUUAAUGGAGUAUUUGUAUACAGUAUAUAACCAAUACCUUCCUGAGAUGUAACGGAAUUCCCAAGUCAUAUAAAGUAGUAGUAGUAGAAGUUAAAAAUACUAACUUAAUAUGAAAACAAGAAUGCUAUUCAGAAGAAUUUUAAGAUUAGGAUUAAGGCUGCAACUGUAUUUAUAACUGUUUAUUGUAAAACUAACUAUAAAAACAUAUUUUUAUUGAUUUAUUUUGAGCGUGUGGUUUCAUUGCUAUUAAAUUAAAUAGUUUUUUAAUUACAAAAUAAGAUCAGGACCAUAAUAAUGUAACACUGAAUCAGAGUUUGUUUUGAAAUUUUAUCUUAAUGUGCACUUUAGCAGAAUUUAUUCUGUGUGAGAUAAGUCACUUGUACUAUUUUUUUCUGACUUGUUAUCUGAAUGUUUGCCUUUUGGUACAUAAACAGUUGGCUGAUACUAAAAUCUCAAUGCAAUAAAAUGUUUAUCUGUUUAAUGCUU
Messenger RNA from Lepisosteus oculatus (spotted gar), 2157 nucleotides. RefSeq names its product ganglioside GM2 activator (gene gm2a). Gene Ontology annotation, molecular function: enzyme activator activity; lipid carrier activity. The record is from RefSeq and is a predicted model, not a curated record. NCBI's taxonomy places the organism in Eukaryota, Metazoa, Chordata, Actinopteri, Semionotiformes, Lepisosteidae. Gene Ontology annotation, cellular component: cytoplasmic side of plasma membrane. Gene Ontology annotation, biological process: ganglioside catabolic process; lipid transport.